UCAGUUUGACACAUCCUUGUUACCUAACCUAUAAUUCUAUUGCACAAUAAUUAAAUAAUCGCAAUUUAUAAAAUUAAGAAUGGCUUACGACUUAAAAAAGGAAGAGGACGUUAAAGAUUAUCUAGAAAAUCUGGGGAUUGAAUAUCGUUUCGGUUGUUACAAAGAAAAAAAGCCAGAAGUAUGCCACCUUUUAGGUGAUUACUUAGAGGCGAUUAAAAAGGAUUAUUCCAAGGCGGCUAGAGUGUACAAAAGUAAUUGUUUGGACUAUAAACACGGUAAAUCAUGCUUGAAAUAUGGAAACUAUGCUCUGAUCGGACGAGGCCGGGAAAAGGAGGAACCUGUAGAAGCCCUAGAUUACUUUGAAAAAGGUUGCGAUCUGAACGACCCUAUUUCAUGUUUGCACGCGGGUAUUCUUCUAACGGCUACUGGCCCUCAGGCCAAAGUACAGAGAGAUGUACCAAAAGGAUACAAUUAUUUAAAGAAAAGCUGUGACCACAAAGAUGCAAUGGCAUGCCAUUAUUUGUCGGGAAUGUACUUGGCCGGAGUUCCGAGAAAUGUGCAUGAGUAUAACCCUCAUAAUCCAGAAAAGAAUAAAAACAUUGACUACCUAAUAAAGCCUGACAUGAAGCAAGCCUUUGAAUUUGCAAAGAAGGGUUGCGAGCUGGGAAACAUGUUUGCGUGUGCAAAUGUCAGCAUUAUGUACAAAAAAGGGGACGGUGUGGAGAAAAACCAACAGGAAUCUAAAAGAUACUUUGAAAUCGCACAAAACCUGCAAAAAGCUCAGGAUCUUACAAAGGAAGUAAAAUUCCAACAAGGCCUCGACAAUAAAAAAUGAAAAUGUACCUACAUGAAGACUAGUUUAGUGUAUUUAUUAUUGCAUUUUAAUUAUGAAACCUAAGAUGUUGAAUUAGUUUAAGGCCCAAAUAAAGCUGUUAACUACUA
Messenger RNA from Aricia agestis (brown argus), 942 nucleotides. RefSeq names its product cytochrome c oxidase assembly factor 7 homolog (gene Coa7). Lineage: Eukaryota; Metazoa; Arthropoda; Insecta; Lepidoptera; Lycaenidae. Gene Ontology annotation, cellular component: mitochondrial intermembrane space. Gene Ontology annotation, molecular function: protein binding. Bases 80 to 835 code for a protein of 251 amino acids. The record is from RefSeq and is a predicted model, not a curated record. The transcript has 2 exons.